Naegleria gruberi is the source of this 2907-nucleotide messenger RNA. RefSeq lists its product as uncharacterized. The coding region runs from base 1 to 2907 and encodes 968 amino acids. Gene Ontology annotation, biological process: transmembrane transport. Lineage: Eukaryota; Heterolobosea; Eutetramitea; Acrasida; Naegleriidae. The record is from RefSeq and is a predicted model, not a curated record. The transcript has 2 exons. Gene Ontology annotation, cellular component: membrane. Gene Ontology annotation, molecular function: ABC-type transporter activity; ATP binding; ATP hydrolysis activity.
AUGCCACCAUUGAUCAGUUCAUCAUCUCUAAAUGGUGAUGAAUUGGAAGAACUUGAUCUCAAUGAAGAUUAUGCUGGUGGUGAAGUGUUUAAGAAUGGGAAUGAUGAUGAUUCGUCCCCAGAGCCAUUGCAUAAGGGAGCUUCUUGGAUAUCAAUCUUGUUCUUUAUGUUUGCUGGCAAGUUGAUGAGUAUUGGCUUUAGAAGGGCUGGUGAGAAUUAUUUGAUGAAAAUGAUAAAGAACAUGUUGAAUCGUGUUGGAAUCUUUGGUCGAUUUGAGAUUAGAAAGGAGGAGGGAAUGAAUCAUGGGGAUAUUCCCAAGUUGGCCGAAAGUGAAAAGUCGAGCAAUCAUUGUGAAUUAUUCGAAAGAGAAUAUAGAGAAUUGUAUCGUGAGAGGGGCAAUUAUCGUGAAGAUGGAGGAUUUAGAAAGAAUUAUGGAGGUUUAUUGUUGAGAGUAAUUGAGAGAGUUUAUAGAAGAAGAGGAUUGUAUACAGUUCCUUUGUGGAGAGUUGCAGAAAUGAUAUGUUUGUACAUGUCACCACUCAUUCUCUAUAUUUUACUCGAGUCAAUCAAGGUUGAUGAGUAUGUGAAAAGUGCUAUACCAGCAGCCACUCAAUAUUUAAUUCCAACAUCUUCUUACGGAAUAUUGAGUAAUGACACUGUCAUUGCAUCCAAUUUCACAAUGAACAAUGAAACAAAUUGGUUUCAAGAAAACUUGCCACUCUCAAAUAUUUUCUUCCAGUUAACUUUGGUAAUUUUAUUAUUCACUUUCAACUCAAUGGCCUCAUUGUUUAAUCAUCAGUACUUUUUUGCAACUUCUAAAAUUUGGAUUCCACUCAUUGGAGCUCUUCAAGGUUCAAUCCUGCAAAAGUUGAAUAGAAUCAAGAGUGUGGAAAGAAGAAAAUUCAAAAGUGGUGAGUUGAACAAUCUAUUUGCCAUAGACACCAGAAGUGUAGCCAUGGAUGGUAUUGAUAUUCAUGAAGCUUGGUUAAUGCCAUUGACCUUAAUUGUUGGUAUUGUGUUGGUUUUCGUAUUUUUUGGAUAUAGCUCACUUGUUGGUGUUCUUGCAAUGAUUAUAUGUGGACCAGUUCUUCCAUUUUUGGGUAAAUAUCAAACUAGUUUUGCAGGCAAAGCUGCACAAUUCAGAGAUGAAAGAAUCAAACACAUGAGUGAAAUAUUGAAUGGUAUUAGAAUUGUUAAAUUUUAUGUUUUUGAAGAUAAGAUGAAAGAAAAGGUUAAUCAAGCAAGAGAAAAGGAAUAUUCACUCCUCCGAAAGUAUGUUACUGUAAUGAGUGGAUAUUGCUUUACUUCAUCCCUGAUGGCCAUUGUUGGAAGUGGAGCUACUUUUGUGACUUUCUACUAUGCAGGUGGAGAUUUGACUUUACCUAAAAUGUUUACUGGACUAGUGUUGUUUGGAACCUUUAGAUUACCAUUGUUGCAUUUACCUUGGGCCAUUUCAAACUUGGUUUUCGCCUAUGUGAGUGCCAAACGUAUUGGUAGAUUCUUGUUUAGUGAAGAUACUGUGAAAUUACCACAUGAUCAUGAAAAUAAGGCAAACUUGUGGGAAUAUGAUGAAGAACAAACUGAAUUUUCAUCCAUUAUGGAUAAUGACACUGCUAUUGAAUGUAAGGAUGCUUCCAUUGGAUGGUCAGAAGAGGAAGCUCCAACCCUCACUGAUUUAAAUUUGAAAAUUGAGAGAGGAAAGCUCUACUGUGUCAUUGGUAAUACUGGUAGUGGAAAAUCAACCUUAAUUUCCUCCAUUUAUGGUGAAUCUGUUGUAAAGAGCGGAAAAGUUAAAGUUAAUCCAUUGUGUAAUAUUUCACUCAGUGAUGAAACCCCAUGGUUGAUCAAUGCAUCUGUAAGGGAAAAUAUUGUCUUUGAUAAGAAUUUAACUUUUGACAGGGAAAGAUAUAAUAGAAUAUUGGAUGUUUGUCAAUUAAGAGAUGAUCUCAGUCGAUUCCCAAAUUAUGAUAAGACUGAAAUUGGUUUUUCUGGAAUUAAUCUUUCAGGAGGUCAAAAACAUAGAAUUAGUUUAGCCAGAGCUUGUUACAGUAAUUCUGAAAUUGUCUUGAUGGAUUCCACACUCAACUCAAUUGAUGCCAAAUUGUGUAGAAAGAUUUUCAAUGAAUGCAUUUGUGGAUUUUUGAAGGAUAGAACUAGAAUUCUCGUUACACAUUCACUUCAAUUAUUGGAAAUGGCUGAUGAAGUCAUUGUUUUUGAGAAUGGAAAGUUGAUUGCUAAAGGGUCUUUGAAGGAAAUUAAGAAUUCCUAUGACUUUUCCAAACUAAUCUCUGAAGAAAAGGAAGAAAUGGAACAUAGCAUUGGUGUAGAAGGAGCCAAAUCAAUAAGUGAAAUGAAACAAUUAACAUCACUUGAUAUUGGUGAAAAUCAAAUUGGUGAUGAAGGAGCCAAAUCAAUAAGUGAAAUGAAACAAUUAACAUCACUUACUAUUAGUGGAAAUAGCAUUGGUGAUGAAGGAGUAAAAUCAAUACGUAAAAUGAAACAACUAACAUCAUUUAAUAUAAGCUACAAUGAAACUGGUGUAGCAGGAGCCAAAUUUAUAAGUGAAAUGAAACAAUUAACAUCACUUGAUAUAAGCUACAAUGAAAUUGGUGAUGAAGGAGCCAAAUCAAUAAGUGAAUUGAAACAAUUAACAUCACUUACUAUUAGUGGAAAUAGCAUUGGUGUAGAAGGAGCCAAAUCAAUAAGUGAAAUGAAACAAUUAACAUUACUUGAUAUUGGUGAAAAUCAAAUUGGUGAUGAAGGAGCCAAAUCAAUAAGUGAAUUGAAACAAUUAAAGUCACUUACUAUUAGUGAAAAUCAAAUUGGUGAUGAAGGAGCCAAAUUUAUAAUUGGAAUGAAACAAUAUGGUUCCUUUAAAUUACGAUUAGUAAACCUAAUAUGGAUGUAG